GGGCUAUUAAAAAAAUUUAAAGAAUAAACAUAUUUUUUGUCAUAGCCAAUUUGCACUUUCCAGAAGUUAGGAUCACAUGCCAUAAUCACCAUGACACUAUUUUCCAAUAAAGUAAAACGCUAAAAGCAAUAAUGUUAACCUCCACCAAGUCUUUACCAUAAAAAAUUUAGUGCAAAAGUAAGAAAUAUUCAGAUAAGUUCCUUGAUUAGGUGGUUUUUGUACAGUAUGAAUAGGAGGAAUGACAAAACUUGAGGUGUAGUUGUCUUUUUAUCGUCUACUGUGGUAAGGUCACUACUUCAUGUUACUAGUGUCAAUAUUUGUGCCUCAUGGAAUUAUAGACAGUUCUCUACCUUCUGUCUGCCAAAAAUGUCUUAGAUGAAAUUUUAUCAUUUAUGCAUUCAAAUCUAACAAUACAGUGGCAUAAAAAAUUAUAUUCUUUAUUUCCCUGGUUGUUUAUAGUGAUGUCCAAAGUCUAUUCCGAAUAUUUAUGUCUUUCGGUUUCGAAAACAUCGUUCCAACACACUGUAUCAUGAAAAGCAAACCCAACCAUAACCAUGAAAUUCUUCCUGUUCGUCGUUGUCGCCAUCAUGGCCUUAAUCGCCGGAAUGGCCCAGGCCCAGAACUGUCUUUCCAACGGGUCGCCCUGCACUUACACCGGAACGAUGGGCAACUGUUGUUCAGGUUUCUGUCUCCAGCAACCCAACCAGUCUACUGGAGUCUGCCAGGAUCGUUAAUAUAGUCGACUUUUAGAAUGGAUUCUUAUUUUGUUUUGUUUAUUAAAACGUAGCAAGUAGCA
This is a messenger RNA of Acanthoscelides obtectus, 796 nucleotides long. The record is from the annotation of a GenBank genome assembly. NCBI's taxonomy places the organism in Eukaryota, Metazoa, Arthropoda, Insecta, Coleoptera, Chrysomelidae.